GCUGAAUUCCCCUCCAACCACACACAUCUUUUUAUAACCUUGGGUGCGGCAGGUACAAUUUCCAGCGGAAGGAACAUCUUGUCGGGUUUUUUUUUUGUAAUUUGUUGACGUAAAAAUGUUGGAUAUCAACUUGUUUCAAGUGGAGAAGGGUGGAAACCCUGAGUUGAUUCGUGAGUCUCAACGCAAGCGUGGUGCUGAUGUCACUGUUGUUGACAAGGUCAUUGAGAUGUACAAGGAAUGGGUUGGAAUUCGUUUCGAGCUCGACAACGUAAACAAGACCACAAACGCUCUCCAAAAGGACAUCGGCAAGAAGAUGAAGGCCAAGGAGGAUGCCUCUGAGCUUUUGGCCGAGAAGGCCAAGUUGGCUGCUCAAAAGAAGGAGCUUGAGGACAAGGAGACUGCCAAGUACAAGUCUAUGAUGUCCCUUGUGAACACUGUCGGUAACAUCGUCCACGAGUCCGUCCCCGUCAGUAUGGACGAGGAGAACAACGAGUUGAUCCGUCAAUGGGCUCCAGAGGGUGUCAAGGUCGAGAAGCGUGAUUGUCUUUCUCACCACGAGGUCUUGACUCGUCUCGAUGGCUACGAUCCCGAGCGUGGUGCCAAGAUUUCCGGUCACCGUGGCUAUUUCUUGCGCCAGUACGGUGUCUUCUUGAACUUGGCCUUGAUUCAAUACGGUUUAGAGUUCUUGACCAAGCGCGGUUACACUGCUCUCCAAGCUCCCACUAUGGUGAACAAGGACGUUAUGGCCAAGACUGCCCAACUCUCUCAAUUCGACGAGGAGCUUUACAAGGUUGUUGAUGGUGAUGAAGAGCGUUACUUGGCUGCCACCUCUGAACAACCCAUUUCUGCCUUCCAUUCGAACGAGUGGUUUGAGCAACCCGCCGAGCAAUUGCCCAUCAAGUAUGCUGGUUUCAGCACUUGCUACCGUCGUGAGGCCGGUUCUCAUGGCCGUGACGCUUGGGGUAUUUUCCGUGUCCAUGCUUUCGAGAAGAUCGAGCAGUUCUUGCUCACUGAGCCCGAGAAGUCUUGGGAGGCUUUUGACGAGAUGAUCGGUCACGCCGAGGAGUUCUACAAGUCCCUUGAGUUGCCUUACCGUGUUGUUGCCAUUGUUUCUGGUGAGUUGAACAACGCCGCUGCCAAGAAGUACGACUUGGAGGCUUGGUUCCCUUACCAAGGUGAGUACAAGGAGCUUGUUUCUUGCUCCAACUGUACCGACUACCAAUCUCGUAACCUUGAGAUCCGUUGUGGUGUCAAGAAGAUGGGUGCUCGUGAGAAGAAAUACGUUCACUGCCUUAACUCCACUCUGUGUGCUACUGAGCGUGCUAUCUGCUGUAUUCUUGAAAACUACCAGACUCCCGAGGGUCUGAAUGUUCCUAAGGUUUUGCAACCCUACAUGGGUGGUAAGACCUUCUUGCCCUUCACCAAGGAGCUGCCCAAGAACUCGACUUCCUCCAAGCAAAAGAAAAACUAGACAGGCUAGCGCAUCGUGUUUCCUUCAAUACAUCCAUUCAUUCCACCCCGCCGAAUAUUGUGUGAAAUGUGUAUGGUGAAUGUGAGCAGCGGAGAGUUAUAAGGGACCAGUUUUGUUCGGCCAGGCUUCUUAUUAUUCAUUUUUGUUUACAUGUUGCUUUCCACUUAACACUUAAAUAGCGGCGGCAGCUUCCUCCACCGUUUACGUCACUCUCGCUUAGCCAAAUCUUUAAUAACCCAAAAAAACUCUAGUCCACAUGCGCGAUAAAGCCGACGCACGCACC
Messenger RNA from Schizosaccharomyces japonicus yFS275, 1754 nucleotides. RefSeq names its product cytoplasmic serine-tRNA ligase Srs1. The record is from RefSeq and is a predicted model, not a curated record. The coding region runs from base 116 to 1471 and encodes 451 amino acids. NCBI's taxonomy places the organism in Eukaryota, Fungi, Ascomycota, Schizosaccharomycetes, Schizosaccharomycetales, Schizosaccharomycetaceae. The transcript has 2 exons. Gene Ontology annotation, biological process: tRNA aminoacylation for protein translation; seryl-tRNA aminoacylation. Gene Ontology annotation, molecular function: aminoacyl-tRNA ligase activity; sequence-specific mRNA binding; serine-tRNA ligase activity.